Trematomus bernacchii (emerald rockcod) is the source of this 1786-nucleotide messenger RNA. It is a transcript of the gene kcnv2a, whose product is annotated as potassium channel, subfamily V, member 2a. The record is from RefSeq and is a predicted model, not a curated record. Gene Ontology annotation, molecular function: voltage-gated potassium channel activity. Gene Ontology annotation, biological process: protein homooligomerization; potassium ion transmembrane transport. Bases 1 to 1596 code for a protein of 531 amino acids. Lineage: Eukaryota; Metazoa; Chordata; Actinopteri; Perciformes; Nototheniidae. Gene Ontology annotation, cellular component: voltage-gated potassium channel complex; membrane. The transcript has 9 exons.
AUGUUGACCCACAUCAGGGCUCGCAGCAGGAGUCUGUACCCCAGCUACAAGCCCGGCGGGGGGGCUCAGGCGCUCCAAGACCAGGCCGACUAUCUGGACUUUGUAAAGCCAUGGAGGUCCAUGCAGGAGCUGGGCAGAGAUAUCUAUGAUAUGUAUGCUGAGUAUGAAAGUGAGGAUGAGGAGGACCGGCUGCCGGUGACUUCCUCCCACUUCCUGCUCUCGCCAACCAAACACUUCAAUCUCAAUAUCAACGUCGGAGGAACGGUGUACCACUUGCCCUACAGGUUAGCAGCCAAGUAUCCAAAGACACGGAUCGGGCAGUUGGCCACGUACAAGGACCACAGCAGGAAGUUGGAUCUGUGUGACGACUACAUCGUGCACAGCAACGAGUUCUUCUUCGACCGGGACCCUCAAAUCUUCCACAACAUCUUCAACUUCUACAGAACUGGAGUGUUGUACAUUAAAAACGAGCUGUGUCCCCACAACUUCCUGGAGGAGAUAAACUACUGGGGCGUCAGAAUCAAAAACAGCCAUCGCUGCUGCCGCAUCUCCUUCGAAGAGAAGCAGGACGAGCUGAACGAGCAACUGAAGAUACAGAGAGAGCUGAUAGCAGAGAUGGAGGAGGAGGAGAACGAGGUGUUAUUCGACGGCUUGGUCUUCGGGCCGAUGCGGAAGAGUAUCUGGAACGUCAUGGAGAGGCCGUUCUCCUCCGUCAUCGCCAAGCUGAUGGGCAUCGCCUCCUCCCUUUUCGUGCUCAUCUCUCUGGUAACCAUGGCGCUCAACACCGUGGAGGAGAUGCAGUACAAGACGCCGUCGGGCCAGCUCAGCGGCAGAACGUACGGCGAGUACGUGGAGUCGUCCUGCAUCUCCUUCUUCACGCUGGAGUACCUGCUGCGCCUGGUGUGCACCCCCGACCUCAAGAGCUUUGCCCGCAGCGUGCUGAACACCGUGGACCUGGUGGCCAUCCUGCCGCACUACUUGCAGAUGGUCCUGGAGUGCUUUGAGGACCACGACACACAGCUGCACUCAGAGGAAGUCCAGACCGUGGGGCGGGUGGGGAAGGUGGGUCAGGUUCUCAGGAUCAUGCGUCUGAUGAGAAUCUUCAGGAUCUUGAAGCUGGCUCGACACUCGACCGGCCUCAGAGCCUUCGGAUUCACUCUGAGGCAGUGCUACCAGCAGGUUGGCUGCUUGCUGCUCUUCAUGGGCAUGGGCAUCUUCAUGUUUUCAGCCAUGGUGUACACGGUGGAGCACGACGUUCCCAACACCAACUUCACCUCCAUGCCGCACGCGUGGUGGUGGGCCGCCGUGAGUAUUUCCACGGUGGGCUACGGCGACAUGCUCCCUGAGACCAACCUGGGCCGUAUCUUCGCCUUCGCCUGCAUCUCCUUCGGCGUCAUCCUCAACGGCAUGCCCAUCUCCAUCCUCUACAACAAGUUCUCCGACUAUUACACCAAACUCAAGUCCCACGAGUACGCCGCCGUCUCCAAGGCCCGCGGGAAGGUGCACUUCGCCAAGAGGGCGGCGAAGAAGUUUCACGACUGCUGCGAGGACGUCGUUCAGCCAAGGAAUUCCCAUCUGCACACAACAAGGUUUUAGAUUUUCACAGUAACAUUUGUGUGGGAGGUAAGGAGUGACAGUCAGAGAUGUGAAAUGAACCAAAGACUGACUAUGGACAACAUGACGUCAUAUGUUGGUUUCCAAACUCUCAGUUUGGCAUUUUGGCCACCGCCAUCUUGGAUUUUUGGAGGCAGAAGUUUGAGAGGCUGGAGCAAAGUGCAACCAAACG